Apodemus sylvaticus (European woodmouse) is the source of this 926-nucleotide messenger RNA. RefSeq names its product calcium/calmodulin dependent protein kinase II inhibitor 2 (gene Camk2n2). The transcript has 2 exons. Lineage: Eukaryota; Metazoa; Chordata; Mammalia; Rodentia; Muridae. Gene Ontology annotation, molecular function: protein kinase binding; calcium-dependent protein kinase inhibitor activity. The record is from RefSeq and is a predicted model, not a curated record. Bases 241 to 480 code for a protein of 79 amino acids. Gene Ontology annotation, biological process: negative regulation of protein kinase activity.
UCCGCUCUCGCCGCCGCCGCCGCCCCCGCCCCGCCCCCGCCCGGUCCCCGCCGCUGCCGCCGCCGCCUGCCCAGCGGCCCGGGAGGCGGAGGCGCGGGGGAGGAGGCCCCGCUCGGCUCCGCAGUCCCGGAUGCUGUAUGACUUCAUCCUUCCGCCGGCUCCCCUGCUGAGCUAGGGCCGGUCCGGCAGCUAGCCUCUGCCCGUGCCCCGCCGCAGUCCCUAGCCCGCCCGGUGCCCGCCAUGUCCGAGAUCCUACCCUACGGUGAGGACAAGAUGGGCCGCUUCGGCGCAGACCCCGAGGGUUCCGACCUCUCUUUCAGCUGCCGCCUGCAGGACACCAACUCCUUCUUCGCUGGCAACCAGGCCAAGCGGCCCCCCAAGCUGGGCCAGAUCGGCCGAGCCAAGAGAGUGGUGAUCGAGGAUGACCGGAUAGACGACGUGCUGAAGGGGAUGGGGGAGAAGCCUCCGUCCGGAGUGUAGACGCGCCGGCUCUGGCGGCGGGCUCCGGGCCCAGCCCCGCAGCGGCCAGGAGCACGGGCCGGCGAUGCGGCUGCCGGCGCACCCCCGCCCCGGGCCGAGGUGCCUGCGGGCGGGGGCUGCAGGGCCACGCCGCCGCGGGGUCGGUGUUGCUACCGCCGCUGCUAGGCGCUCCGGAGCUGUCCGCUUCAGCACCACGGCGGCGGCGGUAGUGGUGGUGCGGACCAGCCCGGAGCCCGCCGACGCACUCAUGCACUUUAGAACCUCGGGCCGCAGCUCCACCCCACACACCGGAACCGACACAGAGACCCACGGCCCCCAGCCCGCCCCCUCCCGCACGGCUCCCCUGCCCCGCCCCUCCUCCGAUCAAUCUGGUCUGCAGCCCGGGCAGCUGCGGCGUCGGACUGCGUGGCCAGGGAGGUUUGGCUGCAUAUUUGCAUGAGCUUCCU